AUGUUUAACAAUAAUAAUAACGAUAAACAAAAAGAAAUCUGUACAAGUGCAGUUGGAGAUUGUGAUGGCCGCAGCUCUACAGGAAAUGUAAACGGCGAAAUUGGUGACAUUAUAGGAAUUAACUUAAACGGAAACUCUCGUGGAAAUAUUCAUAAUUACGAUUCUUCUCCUCUUUCUUCCAAACAGUAUUCCAUAUAUUAG
This is a messenger RNA of Ambispora leptoticha, 201 nucleotides long. The record is from the annotation of a GenBank genome assembly. NCBI's taxonomy places the organism in Eukaryota, Fungi, Glomeromycota, Glomeromycetes, Archaeosporales, Ambisporaceae.